Molecule: messenger RNA, 2196 nt
Organism: Octopus bimaculoides (California two-spot octopus)
Lineage: Eukaryota; Metazoa; Mollusca; Cephalopoda; Octopoda; Octopodidae
Product: galactoside alpha-(1,2)-fucosyltransferase 2
Biological process (GO): carbohydrate metabolic process
Cellular component (GO): membrane
Molecular function (GO): galactoside 2-alpha-L-fucosyltransferase activity
Source: RefSeq, a predicted model, not a curated record
GAAAGGAAAAGAAAACGAGUAAUACAGAAGAGGAGAGAAAUAUUGAAAUGGACAGAAGAACAAUAAACAGACAGAAAGACUGAAACAGAGGGAGAAGGGAGAGGACAUGAAUGUGUGAAAUAAGUUGCGCGUGCGCUUAUAUAUAUAUAUAGAGAGAGAGAGAGAGAGUGAGAGAUAUAGACACGUAAAAUGUUUACAGAUAAUAAAGAGAGAGGAAUUGGUUGAGAGAGCUUUUAACUUGUGGGAUGGCAGUACGCAGCUUCCGUUUUGUGGAAUUUUAUUUUCAAAAUGUUGAGAAAUGAUUUGUAGAUUGUUGAGGGUAAUCAUGACCCGAAGAUCAAUUUGGUUUGUAAGAGAAAUCUCCUCUGGAAAAAGGUUUUUAAUACGAACUGGCAAAAUGCAUCGCUUCGUAUUUUUUAGAUUUAGUUGCAUUUGUAGCAGUGCUGACUUCAUUUUCUGAUGCUGUUACCAUGUUGGCUCUAUCACUGUUAUUGCUUCUAUCAUGAUGUGGCUGCAGUGGGUGUUUUUCAUUCUGCAUUCUGUGUCAAAUUGCUAAUUUUCUUCAUCGUUUUCUUCCUUGGAGUGAUUAUAUUCCAUUACCUGGAUAUCCUUGGUGUUAUCUAUACCAUCAACUACUUAGUGCACAGGCAACAAGAUGACACUAAAGUACUGUGCCCAAAAUUUGUUGGUGGCCUCGGUAACCAAAUGUUUCAGUAUGCAUCUCUUUAUGGAAUAGCAAAGAGUAAAAACAUGACACUACUGAUUGAUGCCGAGUGUGAACUCAACCAGUUGUUUAGCAUAUCAGCAGUGACACUGCCUCACGUUGCAUGUUGGUUCUUAAAAACACGCACUGAUUACAGACCCUGUGCCUUCAACAAAGACACCAUGAAUUUUUCUGCUGACCAGAACUACCAGAUGCAAGGUUACUUACAAUCUUGGCAAUAUUUCCAUCGUGCUGAGCCAGCUCUGCGCCAGAUCUUCAAGUUUAAAGCUGCAAUCAGAGAAAAAGCAGAAAGCAUUUUAAAACAAGCUAUUGAGGUUCACCAGAAGCAAGUCAGAAAUCAAGCUCUUACUUUCAUAGCAAUCCACAUCCGUCGAGGUGACAUAACAAAAGACAAUUUCAAGACCUACGGCUAUAAUACAGCUUCACUGGAUUAUAUCCGUAGAGCGAUGCAGUACUUUAGUGAACGUUAUCACAGAAUCCUCUUCUUAGUUUGCACCAAUGACAUGGAGUGGGCUAAGAGGUACUUGCAUAAAAAGAACGUUUACUUUGUCGAGAACCAGCCACGAGAAGUGGACAUGGCAUUGAUGGCUAGCUGCAACCACACCAUCAUGACGGUUGGCAGCUUUGGUUGGUGGUCAGCAUGGUUAGCCAAUGGAGAAGUAGUUUAUUACAGAUACCCAGCUUCUCGGGGAUCAAAACUGCGCAAGGCCUUCAGCAAAGAAAUGACUGAUUAUUAUUACCCCAAAUGGAAACCAAUGUUGUGAACCCCAGUGCACACUCACAUUGGACAAGACUUUCCAGUCUUUUUACAAAUGUUAUUUUUACCAAUGUAUUGCUCAUAUUUUCUCCACAGCACAACUCUAUCCAAUAGAUUAUAACUGGCAAAUUGAACAUAAUUAUUAUUAAGGCAGUGAGUUGGCAGAAUUCUUAGCACAAAUUCUAAGUGGCAUUUCAUUAAUCCUUACGUUCUGAGUUCAUAUUCUGCCAAGAUCGACUUUGCCUUUCAUCCUUUCAGGGUCAAUAAAACAAGUAACGUAAAGACGAAUACCACAAAGCAUUGUGCUAACGAUUCUGCCAGCUUGCUGCAUAAUAAUAAUAAUAAUUAUAAUAAACAAAUUUGCCAAAAGUUUCUAAAAAUGAAAGUUAUGAGGUCAUGGGGUGGUUAAACCAGAAUUCUGCCAUCACAUUUCCCCCCACAAACUUUUAAACAGGUGCUAUAAGGUUAACUAUCGCUCUCCUGUGAAGCAUGACAAUCAUCACUUCACAGAUACUUUUCCUAUUACUGAGGGCAUUCAUUACAGAAACAUCCCAUGCAACACAUUGUGUAACUUCAUCACUGUUGAAACAAGAUAAUCACUGGGUCAGCAUGAAUCUGGCUCAUAUAUAUAUAUUACCAUGUUGCUGUGGACAAGAAUGAUUGACACCACAUCACAUGGCAAUCAUAAAAUCCAAUAAAAAGAUUGUUACAAAAA